Molecule: messenger RNA, 384 nt
Organism: Trichomonas vaginalis G3
Lineage: Eukaryota; Parabasalia; Trichomonadida; Trichomonadidae
Exons: 1
Coding region: 1-384 (127 amino acids)
Source: RefSeq, a predicted model, not a curated record
AUGUCUGUUCCAUUGACUUUAAGCACACCUAUUUUAUAUAUUGUUUCAAACUUAGGUUCAAAGUGCUAUUCGAAUGUCGACAGAAACUACUAUGACCAAAAGAUACUCAUGCGUAUAAACAACACUUUCUCUGCUGGUUUGCCUAUUGUUCAUUCGAAUGCAGAGUUUUCAGCUUUAGUAAACUCAAACACUUUAGCAAACAUAAACUUAACCUUAGUUGACGCAAACUUUGUUCCUGUAAAACUUUUAUGUCCUAUGUAUUUGUCAAUGACGGCAGAAAGUUUCGAAUUGGAAGAUGCAACUGGUGAAAGUAUUGUAUUACAAGAACAACUUCAACAACAAAUAGCUCAAGAACAACAAAUGCAACAACAAAGUCAAGAAUAA